Molecule: messenger RNA, 1648 nt
Organism: Cryptomeria japonica (Japanese cedar)
Lineage: Eukaryota; Viridiplantae; Streptophyta; Pinopsida; Cupressales; Cupressaceae
Product: NEDD8-conjugating enzyme Ubc12
Exons: 6
Coding region: 777-1328 (183 amino acids)
Source: RefSeq, a predicted model, not a curated record
AUGGUAACACCCAUUUCGGCUUUCCUUUCAAGCACAAGUAUUUAUUUGUAUAUGGGUUUUUUCACCUGUGAUCUGUAAGCUCAGAGUUGUGAUUACCCUCCUCUUUUUAACCUUUUUUGGAUUGGAUGUGAUAGGCAGAGAAUGAUUGCUCUUCCCCAUCAUUCCCUAUGCUGACCCAAUGAGAGUUUAAAAAGUUGAGGAUGAAUGAAUGAGGAUUUUAUAGUGUUUCUAAAAAGUUGAGGAUUUGACGGUCUCAGAAACAAUUCCAAGAUACACAAUUUUUAGGCUAUGGGACUUGAGGGCCCCUUACUGGCACAGGCAUCGGUGUUUUGUAAUGGAAUCUCCUACACCUCGCCCACUGGAAUAUCUUAGGGAUUUCGAUUAACUGACUAACUAAGUAUUCCUGGGAGUAAUUGAUUUUCGGUGAAUUAUUGUUUGAUUGAGCAUGAGCAUUGAGACGUAGCAUCCCUACCUCCAAAAUAAGUAAUUGUCACUAUUUAGGUUUACUGUAUGCAAACCCCUCUGUGCUCAUUCAAGCUUACUGCUAUGUCUGAUCGUUUAUUUAUUUAGGGGGAUUAUGGUAUUGUGAUGUGUUUUCCCUUUUAGAGAGUGUGGUGUGUUAUUGCAAGGCCUCUCUCAGCUGUACUUGCAAAGCUUUUAACCACUCAUGGGAGAGAGGAGAGUGAAUAAUGAAUGAGUUUAUGCCCCAUCACACGACUAUUUCUCUUGCUUGAAUCUCCUUCUCCAACUGGCCUGCUCUUCCCGGUGCAGAUAUCAUGAUUAAGCUAUUUAAAGUCAAAGAGAAGCAGAGAGAGGCUGCUGAAAGUGCCAACGGGAGAGCACCUGUAAAGAAGCAAAGUGCCGGUGAAUUGCGAUUGCAUAAAGAUAUUAGUGAGUUGAACCUGCCAAAAAGUACAAGUAUAAAUUUUCCAAAUGGCAAAGAUGAUCUGAUGAAUUUUGAAGUUAUCAUACAACCUGAUGAAGGAUAUUAUUUAGGGGGACGCUUUACUUUUACUUUUAGUGUUUCUCCAACCUACCCUCACGAGGCACCAAAGGUUAAGUGCAAGACAAAGGUUUAUCAUCCAAAUAUUGAUUUGGAAGGAAAUGUUUGCCUUAAUAUUCUGCGUGAGGAUUGGAAGCCUGUUCUUAAUAUCAACACAAUCAUAUAUGGGCUGAAUCAUCUUUUCACACAUCCAAACCAUGAAGAUCCCUUGAAUCAUGAUGCUGCGGCAGUGUUGAGAGAUAACCCGAGGACAUUUGAAGCAAAUGUAAGAAGGGCCAUGGCUGGGGGUUAUGUGGGAUCUAGCUACUUUUCAAGAUGCAUCUAAGGAUCUUUUUAAAUUAUUUGAAGUUCAAGCAUUAUGGCAGUUAGGUUUGAAAUGUAAACAUAUGGUAUGCUUGAGAAGUUACAAAUUUUACAGCUGCCUAAAACAUGAAUUUAAUUGUUGAUAAAUAGCCUGUUUUCAUUCAAAAAAUUAUGAUUUGGUAAGGACACAUUCUGAGCCAUGUAAUCUAUUGGAAAUUCCAAAGUAAGCUGCCAAGGCAGUUUAGUUAAUGACUGGGAAGUGUCGCAGUGGUGUUGUGAAUCUGCUAAAUGGUUAUUGUUUGUUGUUGGAAAAUAAUAUAAUGGAUCCUGUGUCUUGCCUUU